Spodoptera exigua (beet armyworm) is the source of this 2757-nucleotide messenger RNA. The record is from the annotation of a GenBank genome assembly. Lineage: Eukaryota; Metazoa; Arthropoda; Insecta; Lepidoptera; Noctuidae.
AUGAGUACAGAAAACUCAGAUUCGGGCCCUGGGCUCACGCUGUCGUUGGUGGCUCAAUUCGACGAUAUAAAUCGGUUAAACGGCAUCCUCAACGACGGUGCUGCUGAAGAAUGUUUCCUAGCCUUUCUCAAACAAAUGGAGUGGGUCCGUGGUCAAUGGGCCGCAGCAGAGAAAGAGGCAGCUCGGAUACAGACAGAGCUAGAUGAGGCUCUCCGCACUCUUGCCAAGUGGGAGGCGAAAUUUGCACAUGUGAGGAAGCUGCUUGAUGGAGAGAAGAGAGAGAGGAACAUUGUGCUGAAGAAAUAUAAUGAACUGAGUAAACUAUUGGACAUGGCUAGAGACCUACUGUUCAAUGAUAACCGUGCCAAGCUGAAUGAUGAGACCCUGCAGAAGCUUGCUUUCCUCAAUGGAACUGCUCAACAGGAUCAUAAUGCUAAGCUUAAUUGUGUACCUGAGCUUAAUUCUACAGGCACCCUUUUAUCAGAGAUGUCAUACUCCAGAUCUGAAGAUGAUUUGGAUCUUUCUAUUGCGUCUACUCGCCGGUCGUGGGUGGCGCGCGGAGGAUGGAACGCGCGUGAAAACGCACCUGUACCCAAGAAACGACGGUCUUCCACGUCAUCUGCUACUAAGACAGUAGAGCUGCAAGGUGGCAAAGUGCUGGCCACUGCCACGACGACACUGACACUGGAACGCGCGCCCACCAGCCAUGACCUGAAGCCGCCUAAUAACUUUCAACCUAUAUCGGAGAGCAGUGACGAGGCGCCUCCUCCUCGCAAGUCCUCGGCGCGUCUGUCCGGCAGGAUGCAGCAAUACGUUAAGGAGGAGUGUACACCCUCUGCACCACCUCGCACUGACACAGAGAGUGGAUCAGAAACUCCCCGCGCGGUCCCACAGCGCACCCCGUCCGUAGUGUCGGCCGGGUUCGGGGCCUCUCCGCGGGCACGGCCCAGACAACACAACUUCGUUGCCAAGAACUUCUACAAGAGGGAGACUUGCGGUCCUUGCGGGAAGACUAUAAAGUUCGCGAAGCUGGGAGUGAAGUGCGAGACUUGUCGCGCGCAGGCGCAUCCCGAGUGUCGCGCGCUGCUGCCGUUACCGUGCGUGCCGCCCGGCCCCGCCCCGCGCCGCGCCCAGACACAGGUACUGCCGGACACUGGUCAUUGUAUAGUACUGCCGCCCGGCCCCGCCCCGCGCCGCGCCCAGACACAGGUACUGCCGGACACUGGUCAUUGUAUAGUACUGCCGCCCGGCCCCGCCCCGCGCCGCGCCCAGACACAGGUACUGCCGGACACUGGUCAUUGUAUAGUACUGCCGCCCGGCCCCGCCCCGCGCCGCGCCCAGACACAGGUACUGCCGGACACUGGUCAUUGUAUAGUACUGCCGCCCGGCCCCGCCCCGCGCCGCGCCCAGACACAGGUACUGCCGGACACUGGUCAUUGUAUAGUACUGCCGCCCGGCCCCGCCCCGCGCCGCGCCCAGACACAGGUACUGCCGGACACUGGUCAUUGUAUAGUACUGCCGCCCGGCCCCGCGCCGCGCCGCGCCCAGACACAGGUACUGCCGGACACUGGUCAUUGUAUAGUACUGCCGCCCGGCCCCGCCCCGCGCCGCGCCCAGACACAGGUACUGCCGGACACUGGUCAUUGUAUAGUACUGCCGCCCGGCCCCGCCCCGCGCCGCGCCCAGACACAGGUACUGCCGGACACUGGUCAUUGUAUAGUACUGCCGCCCGGCCCCGCCCCGCGCCGCGCCCAGACACAGGUACUGCCGGACACUGGUCAUUGUAUAGUACUGCCGCCCGGCCCCGCCCCGCGCCGCGCCCAGACACAGGUACUGCCGGACACUGGUCAUUGUAUAGUACUGCCGCCCGGCCCCGCCCCGCGCCGCGCCCAGACACAGGUACUGCCGGACACUGGUCAUUGUAUAGUACUGCCGCCCGGCCCCGCCCCGCGCCGCGCCCAGACACAGGUACUGCCGGACACUGGUCAUUGUAUAGUACUGCCGCCCGGCCCCGCCCCGCGCCGCGCCCAGACACAGGUACUGCCGGACACUGGUCAUUGUAUAGUACUGCCGCCCGGCCCCGCGCCGCGCCGCGCCCAGACACAGGUACUGCCGGACACUGGUCAUUGUAUAGUACUGCCGCCCGGCCCCGCGCCGCGCCGCGCCCAGACACAGGUACUGCCGGACACUGGUCAUUGUAUAGUACUGCCGCCCGGCCCCGCCCCGCGCCGCGCCCAGACACAGGUACUGCCGGACACUGGUCAUUGUAUAGUACUGCCGCCCGGCCCCGCCCCGCGCCGCGCCCAGACACAGGUACUGCCGGACACUGGUCAUUGUAUAGUACUGCCGGACACUGGUCAUUGUAUAGUACUGCCGCCCGGCCCCGCGCCGCGCCGCGCCCAGACACAGGUACUGCCGGACACUGGUCAUUGUAUAGUACUGCCGCCCGGCCCCGCCCUGCGCCGCGCCCAGACACAGGAGGGCUGCAUCUCAGACUACGCCCCUUCGACCCCGCCGAUGGUGCCGGCGCUACUGGUACAUUGUAUCAACGAGGUAGAGAAGCGAGGACUCACUGAGAAGGGAAUAUACCGCAUCAGUGCCACUGACAAAGAUGUUAAGCGACUUAAGGUGGGCAAUAUUACACUUUCUAAGAGAACAGAAAACAUUUUUGUUUUAAUACAUGUUAAGCAAUCAGCUCCGCCUAUGGACAUGGACUCGUGGAACCUCUUUUUUUUUCUGUGGCAACACUGGCGUUGA